GGUUUUCGAUUUUUGGCGUUCAGUAGUCGCGGUUGGUGGGUAACAACUGAGCUAAGAUGCUGCGGAAUGUGCUGGCCCUUCGUCAGAUUGUCCAGAGGACCAUCAGCACCACUUCACAAAGGCAUUUUGAAAACAAAGUUCCAGAGAAGCAAAAGCUGUUUCAGGAGGAUAAUUGGAUGCCAGUUCAUCUGAAAGGCGGGGCAUCUGAUGCCCUCCUCUACAGAGCCACAAUGCUUCUGACAGUUGGUGGAACAGCGUAUGCCAUCUAUAUGUUAGCUAUGGCUGCAUUCCCCAAGAAGCAGAACUGACGUCAUCAUCCCAGUCUCCACAUAGUUCAGUUUC
Molecule: messenger RNA, 342 nt
Organism: Rattus rattus (black rat)
Lineage: Eukaryota; Metazoa; Chordata; Mammalia; Rodentia; Muridae
Product: cytochrome c oxidase subunit 7A2, mitochondrial-like
Exons: 1
Coding region: 57-308 (83 amino acids)
Biological process (GO): regulation of oxidative phosphorylation; mitochondrial electron transport, cytochrome c to oxygen; mitochondrial respirasome assembly
Source: RefSeq, a predicted model, not a curated record